AUGGAGGAGGGAUCCACUGAGGAGUUUCUCUUCAAAGACCAGGACUUCUCCUCCGAACUGCUGAGGCAGCUGAAUGCUCUCCGGCAGAGUGGGAUGCUGACUGAUGUUACCCUCUGCUCCGGGGGCUUUGAAAUCCCCUGCCACCGAAACGUGUUGGCUUCCAGCAGUCCAUACUUCAAGGCAAUGUUCUGUAACGACUUCAGAGAGAGUCGCCAGGCUAAAGUCAGCCUGAAGGGCAUCGACGCUGAGAUUUUGGAUCAGAUUAUUCUUUAUGUUUACACAGGGGAGAUUCUUAUAUCCAUUGAGAAUGUCCUGUGCCUGUUGGAGACGGCCUCCAUGCUGCAGUACGCUAAGCUGUUUGAGGCCUGCUCUGCCUACCUCCAAGACAAGCUGACUCCUGACAACUGUCUGAGCAUGAUCAGACUGGCAAAAGUCUUGAACUGCCAAAGCCUGAAUAAGAAAGCCAAGGCUAUGGCUUUGAAAUGCUUUCCUGAGGUGGCCUCUUCUGAGGACCUGAAAGACCUUUGUCCCUUGGAGCUCAUCGAUUAUCUUGGAGACGAUGAGCUCUGCGGGGAGGAGGAGCAGGUCUUCGAGACACUGAUGGUCUGGAUCCGGCAUGACCUCCAGGCAAGACAAGGCUACAUCCAAGAGUUGUUCAAGAAGGUCCGGCUUCAGUACGUCCAUCCAACUUUCCUCUUCCACUUCAUUGCCAAUGACUCCCUCGUUCAGUCCUCACCCACUUGCAGGAGCAUCCUUGAGUCAGCCCGGAGACAUAUGUUUUCCUUGUACAGCACCAACGCGCCUGACAUCAAGCCCAUGCUGCAUGUUCCUCGCAGGUACUCCAACCAAGAGUUCCUCAUCAUCAUUGGUGGCAGGAAGGACAGCCAGCAGACGAUGAGGGAUGUCCUGCUCUAUGAUGACAAGACAAACCAAUGGCUAAGCCUGGCCAAACUUCCCAUGCGCCUGUACAAAGCUUCUGCAGUGAGCUUACACAGCAAUAUUUACGUGCUCGGAGGGAUGCCUGUUAGCAAUAAGAAAAGCCCGGUCAGUGAUAACAUUUACAUUUACUCCCUCAAACUCAAUCAGUGGAGGUUGGUUGAGCACAUGUUAGUUCCACGUUACUCCCACAGAAGCUUGGCGUAUAAAAAUUAUAUUUUAUCAUUCGGUGGAAUUGGCAAAAACCAGGAAAUCCUGAAUGCUGUGGAAAGAUACGAUAGCGUCUACAACACCUGUGAGAGCAUGGCAAACAUGCCUGUUGCUGUUCUUCACCCCGCUGUUGCUGCCAAAGAUCAGAGGGUCUACCUCUUUGGGGGAGAAGACGUUAUGCAAAACCCUGUCCGGCUGAUCCAGGUUUACCAUGUCUCCAGGAAUACAUGGUUUCGGAUGGAGACCAGAGUGGUGAAGAAUGUCUGUGCACCAGCUGUCGUGAUUGGAGACCAGAUUAUCAUCGUAGGUGGGUACACCCGGAGAAUAAUUGCUUAUGAUACAAAAGGCAACAAGUUUGUUAAAUGUGCAGACAUGAAGGAUAGACGAAUGCAUCAUGGGGCCACUGUCAUCAAGAACAAGCUGUAUGUCACAGGAGGACGAUGUCUCACCGUGGACAAUGUCAUUGAGGACUUGGAUUCCUUGGACAGCUAUGAUCCAGAGACUGACACAUGGACACCAAAGGGAAAACUGCCACACAAACUCUUUGACCAUGGGUGCCUUACACUCCAGUGUGUCCCCUGUUCUAACCUUCUCUAA
Gymnogyps californianus (California condor) is the source of this 1743-nucleotide messenger RNA. RefSeq names its product kelch like family member 38 (gene KLHL38). The transcript has 3 exons. Gene Ontology annotation, molecular function: protein binding. The record is from RefSeq and is a predicted model, not a curated record. Bases 1 to 1743 code for a protein of 580 amino acids. NCBI's taxonomy places the organism in Eukaryota, Metazoa, Chordata, Aves, Accipitriformes, Cathartidae.